This is a messenger RNA of Penicillium odoratum, 1335 nucleotides long. Its product is annotated as TATA-binding protein-associated factor TAF6. The coding region runs from base 1 to 1335 and encodes 444 amino acids. Gene Ontology annotation, molecular function: protein heterodimerization activity; RNA polymerase II general transcription initiation factor activity; transcription coactivator activity. Gene Ontology annotation, cellular component: transcription factor TFIID complex; SAGA complex; SLIK (SAGA-like) complex. Lineage: Eukaryota; Fungi; Ascomycota; Eurotiomycetes; Eurotiales; Aspergillaceae. The transcript has 3 exons. The record is from RefSeq and is a predicted model, not a curated record. Gene Ontology annotation, biological process: RNA polymerase II preinitiation complex assembly; transcription initiation at RNA polymerase II promoter.
AUGUCUGUCUGGAAUCCGGAUAACAUUAGGGAUGUUGCUGAGUCCGCUGGUCUCACAAACCUCAGCCAUGAUGUGACCGAAAAUCUCGCCCGCGACGUGGAAUACCGAGUCGCGCAAGUCCUAGAGGAGGCACUCAAGGCCAUGCGCCAAGGAAAGCGCACAGUCUUAACAACUCAGGAUAUCUCACUUGCUCUACGGAACCUCGACGUGGAACCUCUUUAUGGAUAUGAAUCUCUUCGCCCGUUGCGCUUCGGGGAGGCCUCGCUGGGACCCGGUCAACCGCUGUUCUAUCUUGAAGACGAGGAGGUGGACUUUGAGAAGUUGAUCAAUGCUCCAUUGCCCAAAGUACCCCGGGAGGUGUCUUUCACAGCCCAUUGGCUCGCUGUGGAAGGUGUGCAGCCAUCCAUUCCCCAGAAUCCGACAGCCGCAGACUCCCGGAACCUCGAGCUGGUCUCGAAGGGUCCCAAUGCCAAUUCCACAUUAGCAGCGAUGAGUGGGACGGGUGACGUGGCUGUGAAACCCUUGGUAAAGCAUGUGCUCUCCAAGGAGUUGCAGUUAUACUUUGAGAAGGUCUGCAGUGCCUUCUUGGACGAGACAAGUGAGGACUACCGGACCUCUGGGUAUGCUAGCCUACGGGAAGACCCUGGUUUGCACCAGCUCGUACCAUACUUUGUCCAGUUCAUUGCCGAGAAGGUCACACACGGUCUCAAGGACAUUUUUGUUCUGACGCAAGUGAUGCACAUGGCUGAGGCUCUGGUGCAGAACCAAUCUCUCUACGUUGACCCAUAUGUCGCGUCUCUGGUACCUUCUAUUUUGACGUGUCUGAUUGGCCGACAGCUCGGCGGAGCUGCUGAUGUGUCCGAGCAGUGUGCUCUUCGGGAUUUGGCUGCUUCGCUCCUCGGUCUCAUUGCCAAGAAAUACUCUCAUUCAUCUCACAUGCUCAAGCCCCGUCUUGUACGCUCGUGCCUGAAGACCUUCCUCGACCCCUCCAAGCCGUUCGGUGCCCAUUAUGGUGCUGUAAUUGGCAUGCACGCGGUCGGCGGUACUGAGGUGAUUCGCGUACUUGUCGUUCCGAAUCUCAGUGAAUACUCGAAGCUUCUCAGUGAUGGACUCGAUGAUUCUGCCCGUCGACCUGCCGCUGAGCGUGUUCUCAAUGCUCUACUUGCGGUCCUGGCUUCUCUUCGGGAUAGCCAUGCAUCCCUAGCAAAUGGUCACCCUGAUGUUGUGAACGACGAGCUUCGAUCUCGAUUGGCCGGUAAGGUCGGCGAACUCCUUGCUGCCAAAAUUGCCGAAGCCAAUGAAGUGCAACUAGCCUACAUGCUUCUUGAAUCAUAG